AUGGCUACUGUCAAUAUUCGCCGGGAUGUUUCUGAUCCCUUUUACCGCUAUAAAAUGGAACGCCUGCAGGCCAAAAUCGAAGGCAAAGGCAACGGAAUCAAGACUGUUGUGGUUAACUUGAACUCCGUUGCUCAAGCACUUGGCCGUCCCCCAGCUUACUUGAUUAAAUAUUUCGGGUUCGAACUCGGUGCCCAGGCCAACCCAAAGCCCACUGAUGAUCGUUGGAUAAUCAAUGGUGCUCACGAUGCCAGCAAACUUCAGGACUACCUUGAUGGAUUUAUUUCCAAAUUCGUCCUCUGUAAGAAAUGCAAGAACCCAGAGACGAAUGUCGUUAUCAAGGAGCCUCGCAUUCUAUUGGACUGCAAGGCUUGUGGCGAACGAUCUGAAGUUGAUGCCCGCCUGAAGCUCAGUGGUUUUGUUUUGAAAAACCAGCCAAAAAAAGGGAAAAAGGAUAAGUCUACUAAGAAAACUCGUCGUGAGAGGAACAAGGAAAAGGUCGAAAAUGGAGAGAACGGAGAGACUAAUGGCAACAGUCCGGGAGAUAGCCCUUCUGAAGGAGAUGAAAAUGGUGACGUGGCAAUGGAAGCUCAUAGCGAUGAUGAAUUCACCCGCCGUAUCAAUGCUGAAGCCAAAGAAAUCGAGCAUGAUGAUGAGAUCAACGAUGACGAGUGGGCUGUUGACGUCUCCGAAGAGGCUGUCAAAGCCCGCGCAAAAGAGCUACCGGAUGAUCUCAAACGAUCGCUCGUUUUUGAUGACGAGGAAGAAGGUGAAGGCGAGAAUGGCACUACCAGCGCUUAUGACAAUCUCGGCAGCUGGAUCGUUGCGGAAGCCGAACAGAACAAAGAUGGAGCCUCCGGUCUUGGCGACGUCGAAAUCUAUAUGAAAGCUAAAGAACUUGGUAUCGAGACGAAGCACAAGACUCUAACAGUACUAGCUCAAACGAUCUUUGACGAAAAGAUUGUCAAACAAAUUUCUUCUCGUGCCGGAAUGCUUAAGAAGAUGAUUACAUCCGAACGUCACAUGAAAGCUUUGUUGGGAGGAACAGAACGUUUUGUCGGCAAAGAACACCCUGAGCUUAUUCCACAGGUUCCGGCCAUUCUUCUUGCGUAUUACCAGGAGGAUCUUGUUUCCGAGGAGGUCCUCAAAGCCUGGGGCUCCAAGGCCAGCAAGAAAUAUGUCGACUUGCCUACUAGCAAGAAGGUUCGCAAGGCCGCAGAGAAGUUCUUGGAAUGGCUAGAGACCGCUGAGAGCGAAGAUGAGAGCGAUGAAGAGUGA
Ophidiomyces ophidiicola is the source of this 1275-nucleotide messenger RNA. RefSeq names its product eukaryotic translation initiation factor 5 (gene TIF5). Gene Ontology annotation, biological process: formation of cytoplasmic translation initiation complex; translational initiation; formation of translation preinitiation complex. NCBI's taxonomy places the organism in Eukaryota, Fungi, Ascomycota, Eurotiomycetes, Onygenales, Onygenaceae. The transcript has 4 exons. Bases 1 to 1275 code for a protein of 424 amino acids. Gene Ontology annotation, molecular function: GDP-dissociation inhibitor activity; translation initiation factor activity; eukaryotic initiation factor eIF2 binding. The record is from RefSeq and is a predicted model, not a curated record. Gene Ontology annotation, cellular component: cytosol.